AUGGGUCAAAAGUUUUGGUAUUAUGAAAACUGCCCUAACGUUCAUUUUGACUUCGCCGAAGCACUGCUGCUAAGCCACAAUGUAAUAGAUAGCGUCAAGGUGUGCAAACGUAGCCCGUUCGAUGUUAUGCAGAGCGAAUCGAAGCGAUACCAUAGCGAAGUGUACAUGUCGGAUUUCGAAAGUUAUGGACCAGAGCUGGAAGAUGGCGACUAUUCGCCGCACUCCAUCCAAGCGAUCUUCAAAGAUGCGUUGCAACCAGACGAAACAACCCCUGACCGUACGACCACGCGAGAACUAUUUACAGGCGUAGUGUACGGAGGGAACACCAGCGAUGACGGAUUCACCCCGUUAAACUCGUUGGACCUGAAAAUCUUAAAGACUACAGAUGCAGCGAGUUUGUUAGAAGAAGAAAAGCUGGAACUAGACCGCCUCCUAUGUGACCAUGAGCCAAUUACCUCUCCACCAUACCGGUUGUCGUUUCCAAAAACGCUCGAACUUAAGGCGGAGAUUGACAAGAUGUUGACGAUGAGAGUGGUGGAAGAUUGCGAGUCGGUGUGGACUUCACCGGUUGUUAUGGUGCCGAAACGAGACGGUGGUGUGCGUAUCUGUGCGGAUUACCGGAAGUUGAACGCUAUCACUGAACACGAUAGAUAUCCAUUGCCCAGAAUGGAUGACUUGCUACAGGCUGCGAAAAGUACGCGUUAUAUGACGACAUUAGACCUGCAGCGUGGCUACCACCAAGUAAAGAAUGCCUUUUGGAUUGCGAAAUGCGCCUGCGACGUUCCAGCGACUCAUGGACCGGCUGAAGUAUUCUAUGCCUGA
This is a messenger RNA of Rhagoletis pomonella (apple maggot), 822 nucleotides long. RefSeq lists its product as uncharacterized. NCBI's taxonomy places the organism in Eukaryota, Metazoa, Arthropoda, Insecta, Diptera, Tephritidae. The transcript is spliced from 3 exons. Bases 1 to 822 code for a protein of 273 amino acids. The record is from RefSeq and is a predicted model, not a curated record.